Molecule: messenger RNA, 4015 nt
Organism: Nerophis lumbriciformis (worm pipefish)
Lineage: Eukaryota; Metazoa; Chordata; Actinopteri; Syngnathiformes; Syngnathidae
Gene: mlxip
Product: MLX interacting protein
Biological process (GO): regulation of transcription by RNA polymerase II
Cellular component (GO): nucleus
Molecular function (GO): protein dimerization activity; DNA-binding transcription factor activity, RNA polymerase II-specific; RNA polymerase II cis-regulatory region sequence-specific DNA binding
Source: RefSeq, a predicted model, not a curated record
AGGCACUUCCUGUUCCAGGCUCCUUGAGCCCGCCCCCUUUUUAAAGCUGUCGAGUCAGCUGGUCUGUCGUCAAAUGUCCACAAGACAACACGAAGUUUGGAGGGAGUAUUAUCGACGAGUUGGCGGUCUAAAGAAAUGGGUUAACCGGGCUCUCCGCCUCCACGAAAAGCGGAGACUUUAAACGAAGCAGUCGUCGGCCAGCCUCAUGACGGGUGCCCGGGCGCGCUAGCUAGCUGCCUGGCUAGACGUUAGCUAUUUGUUUGCCGUGCCGAGGAGAGUCAUCAUCAUGGCUGCAAUGGAGCUCAGUGUCAGGCAGCACCUCCAUCACCCGCCCGCCGCGAAGCAGGAGCAGGACGAUGACUCGGACGCGGAGGAGACGAGCCUGGGCCUGCGGAGGACCGAGCACCGGCUGCAGUCGCAGAUCAUCCACAGCGGCCACUUCAUGGUGUCGGCGCCGCACAGCGAGCACCCGCCAAAGAAAGGCUACGACUUCGACACCGUCAACACGCAGGCCUGCCAGACGUACCACUUUGGCAAGGCCAGCACCUCCCACAUCUCCAUUGACGCGUCCCUCACCAAGCUGUUUGAGUGCAUGACACUCGCGUACAGUGGUGAGCUGGUGUCUCCCAAAUGGAAAAACUUCAAGGGUCUGAAGCUGCUUUGGAGAGACAAGAUCCGUCUCAACAACGCCAUCUGGAGGGCUUGGUACAUGCAGUAUGUGGUGAGAAGAAGGAAUCCAGUCUGCCACUUUGUGACUCCUCUCCAUGGAAAUAUAGACUUGGAGCAUCGUACUACGGAGAUGAUCACCACCGAGGGCAAAUGCUGGAGGAGAAGAAUAGAAGUUGUCAUCAGAGAGUAUCACAAGUGGAGGACGUACUUCAAGAAAAGAGUUGAGAUUUCAUUAAAUUUGCAGAAGCACAAGGAUGAUGACCUGUCAAGUUUGCUCAAGGGGCCCAAGGAGCAGUUAUCGUUGUUUGGGGAAAUCCCUCCAGCCAUGCAUCGUGUCUCCUUUGAUCAGGAUGAAGAGAGCGAAUUGCCAGUCCCCACAGACCUGGAGAGCCUCUUUGACAUGGAGGUUUUGAUUUCGGGGUUCUCAGACACGUUGUUCACCACCUUCCACCAGUCCACGACCUGGCCCAGCCCCAAGGAGCUAACGUAUGCAUUGAAUGCAGACAUGAUCCAACCGAGACUCAACCCCUUGCAGCCCAACCUCGACUUUAUGGACUCUUCUGACCCUCUCCAAGACUUAUUUCACAGUUACCGUCCGCCCGUCUUCCCCCUUGUUUCCCCCACUGCACCAUCAGUUCCCCCUAUGCCCAGCAGCAGCUCUCAGUCGCAGCAGGACCAGUUAAUGUUCCCCAUAAGCCACAUGGCCAUCCCCUCACCCCUGACCUCUCAGACUAGUGGAGCCAGUGUUGGCAGUGAUAGCGCCAUCGUGGAAAACUACCUGCCUCACUAUCACGGCCAAGUGGCGCUGGGCAACCACGAAGACGUCUCCACCCACAAUGCCAUGGUGUCUCCGUGCCUUCCCAUUCAGGACUUGGUGGCACAACCUCGGCCCCCCGCCCCCCUGGAUUCUUUGGAUGAGACCUUAGCGCCCUCUAUCAUCACACACCCCUCCGCAGCCGCCGCCCGCUCUGCGUGCACACCAGCUCCACCUGCUCAGUCCAGGCUGCCGCCCUUGAAUCAGCUUUCCACCUCCGCCGUGUUUCCCCCGCAGUUCGCCGUCCCUGUUAGCCUGCAGCGGGCCAGCACCAGCAAAAAACAAAAUUUGAAGAAGAUAAGCCCAGCCCAACCAGUCAAGCCCUCGCCGCUGUACUUCACAGCUGUGAAAAUGGAUGCGAUUCCACCUCCAGCGGUGAUGUUCACGACUUAUGGAUUCCCUGUCCUACCUCAAACUCAGAAGUGUUCUCAAUGCAUCGCCCCCUCAAGCACCCUAAAGCAGGAAUCGCCCCCCCGUGUCGUUCAGGAUCAGCCAGGAUUGUCAUGUCAAGAUUUACCUUGUUCUUUUGACCCGGAUCCCAGUCAGCAGUCUCCAAUCAGUAGCGGUACACCUCAGAGCCAAAGCAGAUCACACCAAGCACAGCAGAAGAGACGUUUAAUUAUGAACAACCGCUACAAAACGCUUCGCUGCCUGGUUCCCACCCUCAACUUCAGGUGUCCUAGUAAUGCGGACACGAUACAGAAGACAGUGCAGUACAUUAAGAAGCUCAAGCAGGAGAGGGAGGAAAUGGAGAAGGAAAUUAGGACACUCCAGGAAGAGAUUGCGCAUCUCAACGCCUCCAUCAGUCUUUGUGACGACCAACUGCCAGAGACCGGAGCACUGGUUACGCAGGGAUACAUGCAGUACGACUUAAAUGAGUACAUCAAGCAGCGCACUCUGCAGAACUGGAAGUUCUGGAUUUUCAGCGCCAUCGUCAAGCCUCUCUUCGAGUCCUUCAACAAGAUGGUGUCCACCACCAGCCUAGCUGAGCUUCGCAGGACCACGCUGGAGUGGCUGGAGCGCCACUGCUCCCUCAUGGCGCUCAGACCAAUGGUCCGCAGCACCCUGUGCCACCUGAGCACCAGCACGUCCAUCCUGAGCGACCCCUCCCUUUUGCCCAAAGAAGCCAUCGAGGCCAUAACGUGCGCAAACGUCAGGCCUCCCUCUCAGGCCAGGUGAUGACGCUCUUCAUCAUCAUCAUCAUGGACGACUUGCCACGUCUUCCUCAUGCUCACAGGAGGCCUUAUUUUUUUAUCGUAAGUUGAUUAUGUGUUGGUAUUGAGCCGUGUAUUAGCGUGAGCGCACCACGUUUGCCUUGUGUGCUGCGGACAGUGAACAAUAUUUCAGUGACGACUGAAGGAUGCGAACAACGAGCAGCAAAUUGUUCAAAAAAAAAAAAAAAGAAAUGCAGACGUUCAGGAGUUUUGUACAAGUAAAUUGUUGUUUUGAAUGUUUUUUUCUUCUGUCCUUCACAUUUGGCUUGCUCAGCCUUUUUUCUGGUGAGCGACUUGAACUACAGCCCUCAUAGGGAGCAGUGAAAUUACAGCAAUACAAAUUCUAUACACACGGAGGCAGAACAUUACCAUGACGUUUUGGCAUUGUACACGUAAAACAGAACGCAGUACGCAAAUAUUUUUAAGAUUGUGUUUUUCAAUGUCAGUCUUCUGAUUUGUUCCUUUUUUUUCCCAUUUCGGCAGUGCUUUGGCACGUGAGGGGGCUUUAAACAGGCUACUUUUUAUCCUCGGCAGCACGGCGGUACAGGGGUUAGUGCGUGUACCUCACAAUACGAAGGUCUUGGGUUUGAUCUUUCUGUGUGCAUGUUCUCCCCGUGACUGCGUGGGUUCCCUCCGGGCACUCCGGCUUCCUCCCACCUCCAAAGACAUGCACCUGGGGAUAGGUUGAUUGGCAACACUAAAAAUUGGCCCUAGUGCAGUGGUUCUUAACCUGGGUUCGAUCGAACCCUAGGGGUUAGGUAAGUCGGCUUCAGGGGUUCGGCUGGGGUCAAAACACACCCGACUCAAAACUUCUCCCUAUUGGUGUAUUACGGAUACGGCAACAGGUUUGCAGGUGUGUAAUUUGUUGUGAGUUUAUGCACUGUUGUUGGUUUUGUUCUUUGAACAAGGUGAUGUUCAUGCACGGUUCAUUUUAUGCACCAAUAAAAAAACAUGGUAACACUUUAGUAUGGGGAACAUAUUCACCAUUAAUUAGUUGCUUAUUAACAUGCAAAUUAGUAACAUAUUGGCUCUUAACUACCGCAUUUUCGGAGUAUAAGUCGCUCCGGAGUAUAAGUCGCACCUGCCGAAAAUGCAUAAUAAAGAAGGAAAAAAACAUAUAUAAGUCGCCCUGGAGUAUAAGUCGCAUUUUUUGGGGAAAUGUAUUUGAUAAAAGCCAACACCAAGAACAGACAUUUGAAAGGCAAUUUAAAAUAAAUAAAGAAUAGUGAACAACAGGCUGAAUAAGUGUACGUUAUAUGAGGCAUAAAUAACCAACUGGUAUGUUAACGUAACAUAUUAUGGUAAGAGUCAUUCAAAU